AACUUCUACAUCGGCGCCUACCAGGCCGCCAUCAAUGAGGCGCAGCGGGCUAAGCCGGGCAGCCCCGAGAAGGAGCUGGAGCGGGACGUGUUCCUGUUCCGAGCCUACCUCGCCCAGAGGAAGUUUGGAGUGGUGCUGGAUGAGAUCCAGGCCGGUGCCAGCCCCGAGCUGCAGGCUGUCAGGAUGUUUGCAGAGUUCCUGGCCAACGAGAGCCAGAGGGACUCCAUCGUGGCAGAGCUGGACAAGAAGAUGGCCAAGAGUGUGGAUGUGACCAACUGCACCUUCCUGCUGAUGGCAGCUUCCAUCUACCUGCACUCGCAGAACCCCGACGCUGCGCUGCGGGCCCUGCACCAGGGGGACAGCCUGGAGUGCUUGGCCAUGAUGGUCCAGAUCCUGCUGAAGCUCGACAGGCUCGACCUGGCCAGGAAGGAGCUGAAGAAAAUGCAGGAGCAGGAUGAGGAUGCGACCCUGACCCAGCUGGCCACAGCCUGGGUGAACCUGGCCUUGGGCGGGGAGAAGCUGCAGGACGCCUUCUACACCUUCCAGGAGCUGGCCGAGCGCUGCUCGCCCUCGCUGCCGCUGCUCAACGGCCAGGCCGCGGCUGCCAUGGGCCAGGGCCGCUGGGACGAGGCCGAGGGGCUGCUGCAGGAGGCUCUGGACAAGGACAGCAGCCACCCUGAGACCCUGCUGAACCUGGUGGUGCUGUCCCAGCACCUGGGCAAGGCCCCCGAGGUUAUUCCCGGCUUGUUCCGCGCCUUCCUCUGGCGCUGCAUCCCUGAGGAUGGAGCGUCCCUGAGCACGGCAGAGCCUCCCCCUCUCCAUUUCCCCCCGCCCCAUCCCCCUGCACCCAUCCCUGCGUCCCCUCAAGGUUGA
Messenger RNA from Ficedula albicollis (Collared flycatcher), 873 nucleotides. RefSeq names its product coatomer protein complex subunit epsilon (gene COPE). Gene Ontology annotation, biological process: endoplasmic reticulum to Golgi vesicle-mediated transport; retrograde vesicle-mediated transport, Golgi to endoplasmic reticulum; intra-Golgi vesicle-mediated transport. Lineage: Eukaryota; Metazoa; Chordata; Aves; Passeriformes; Muscicapidae. The annotation marks the transcript as partial. The transcript is spliced from 9 exons. Gene Ontology annotation, cellular component: COPI vesicle coat. The record is from RefSeq and is a predicted model, not a curated record. Gene Ontology annotation, molecular function: structural molecule activity; protein binding.